This is a messenger RNA of Sclerotinia borealis F-4128, 2370 nucleotides long. NCBI's taxonomy places the organism in Eukaryota, Fungi, Ascomycota, Leotiomycetes, Helotiales, Sclerotiniaceae. The record is from the annotation of a GenBank genome assembly.
AUGGGUCAGCCUGAACAGAAUACAAGGAGAAGUGGAAGUAUUCAUUCGGAUGCUCCUCCUCCUCCAUACGAAGUAUUAUUCGGCAAUGAGGACUGCGGUGUCUCAACAACUGUUCUAGAUGAUGGACGAAUCAGUAUGCAGUUUCUGGGUAAUAAAUCCCCGUUACCUUCAAUUGCGGUGCCUGAGUACAUACCGGAAGAGAGUCCAGAGUCUGUCAGAUUGUACCCUAGACUCAAUAUAGUCAUUCAAGUUGUUGGAAGCCGAGGUGAUGUUCAACCCUUCUUAGCAUUAGGGAAUGAACUUCAACUUGCAGGCCAUCGAGUUCGUCUUGCAACCCAUGAUUUAUUUCAAAAGUUUGUUCAGGAUGCUGGCCUAGAAUUUUAUGCAAUCGGUGGUGAUCCGAAAGAUUUGAUGGCAUACAUGGCCAAAAAUCCUGGUAUACUCCCAAGCAUCAGUACCUUAUUAAGUGGUGAAAUACCCAAGAAAAGAAAGAUGAUAUCAAAAAUGCUCGAAGGAUGUUGGAGAUCAUGUAUCGAACCAGAUUUCGAGACCGGCGAACCAUUUAUUGCGGAGGCAAUCAUCGCCAAUCCACCUAGUUUUGCUCAUAUUCAUUGUGCUCAGGCAUUGGGAAUACCAGUACAUCUUAUGUUCACCAUGCCAUGGUCAGCUACGAGAUCAUUUCCUCACCCGCUUGCAAAUAUUCAAACCACUGAAACAGAUCCCAAAACUGCGAAUUUUCUCUCCUAUGGACUAGUAGACAUAAUGACCUGGCAAGGACUCGGAGACGUUAUCAACCACUGGAGAAAGAAAUCUUUGGACCUUGAGCCUGUACCAAUCAUGGCUGGCCCUCAUUUAGCAACUUCCCUCGAUAUUCCAUUCACAUACUGUUGGUCACCUGCUCUUGUUCCAAAACCGCAGGAUUGGCUUCCGCACAUAGAUGUUUGUGGAUUUUUCUUCCGCCCUUCACCAUCAUACGACCCUGAUCCUAGGAUACUAGGGUUUCUUGAGGCCGGACCCACACCUAUCUAUAUUGGAUUUGGUAGCAUCGUGAUGGAGAACCCUGAUAAGAUGACUGCGAUUAUCAUGGCUGCAGUUCGUGAUUGUCGCGUGAGAGCAAUUGUAUCAAAAGGUUGGAGUAAACUUGGGCAAGAUGUUGAGGAGAAUAAUGUUUUGUUCAUUGACGACUGUCCUCACGAAUGGUUAUUCAGACAUGUCUCAGCAGUCAUACAUCAUGGUGGUGCAGGAACAACGGCAUGUGGAUUAGUCAAUGGCCGCCCUACUUCAAUCGUUCCAUUCUUCGGAGACCAACCAUUCUGGGGAAAUAUGGUCGCAGUAGCCGGUGCUGGCCCUCCGCCCAUUGAACACAAAUCACUCGACGUCGCAACUCUUUCAAACGCUAUCAAAUUUCUUUUUUCUCCCGAUGUAAUGAUGGCAGCACACAAUAUUGCCGUGAAAAUCCGACAUGAAAAUGGCGUUAAAGAAGCCGUCAAUUCAUUCCACCGAAAUCUCCCCGUAAAAGCUAUGAGUUGUGAGUUAAUGCCACAACAACCCGCUACAUGGCUUUGGAAGAAAGGUAGGAGAAGUCUUAAGUUAUCUCACCAUGCAGCAGCAACUCUUGUGGAAAAGAAAAAGAUUGACGCCGGAGAUCUUACACUAUACAAACCCAAGCCCAUCGAAAUCAAAAACCGGCGCUGGGAUCCUUGGACCGCAACGACCUCCGCAACUGUCGAUGGUGUCGUCGACAUAACCCUCGCUGUAGGCGGUAUAGCCGGAAACUACCGCCAAGAAUAUCAAGGGGCACUAUCCCGCCGUCGGGAAGACGGGACACUCUCAGAACGCAACGCUUUUAAGGCCGGAUCCAUAGCCGUCGGAAAAGGAUUUAGCAACCUCGGAAUGGCCAUGUCGAAAACGGCGAUUGAUAUACCGCUUGCGCUUGCGGAUGGAUUUCAUGAAAUACCCGGGAUGUAUGGGGAUAGGCCGAGGGAUUAUGGACAUGUGCAUGACUGGAAGAGUGGAGGGAUAGUGGGUGCUAAGAGCUUCGGAUAUGGAUUUGUAGAUGGGUUUGCAGGACUUUUUACCCAUCCAGUCAAAGGUGCGAUAAAAGAUGGUGGAAAGGGAUUCGUAAAGGGUAUUGGAAAGGGCACGAUUGGAUUCCUUACAAAACCGGCUUCGGGUGUUUUUGGUUUCGUAUCAUACCCAGCCUUGGGUUUAUACAAAAGUCUGAGUAUAUCGACUCAUCAUGGAACUCGGGGGAAGAUCUUGUUGGCACAAAAAGAAUAUGGAAUGCAUCUUGCUAUGACACAACCAAUGCCAGAAAAUGUCGUGGAGAAAAUCAUUGAGGAUUUUGAAUGGAAGAUUGAGGGGAUUUGA